ACUGGCUGUGUAAAUGCUCUAAGGUGCGUGAUUGGAAGUUCUGUUGGAGAUUUCAAACGAAGGGGGAAAAAAAAAAAGCCUUGCGUUGCAAUACCAGCAUCAACCAGACCCAAUCUCCAUCUAAUAUGGCCCAUUGAAUUAUACUGACAGUUCACAGUUGGUCACGAUCAGGGCGCUUGCUAGCAUCCGGUUCUGAUGAUACAUACUUGAACAUUUAUUCCUACCAGCCUGAAUCAUCGACGUCUCCCUUUUCGCUGAGCACGUCCAUAUUCACCGGGCACAAAGCCAAUAUCUUCUCCGUCAAGUUUAUGCCCCACUCAAAUGACCGGACCCUCAUCACUUGUGCAGGAGAUUCUGAGGUUCGCAUUUUCGAUGUCGAAUAUUCUCUACAGAAUCAGAACGGCACUUCUGCUGCAACGAAUGGAGCUGCGUCGCUCAGAACUAGACGCCUGACUGACUUUUUCACUGGAGUCCGCUAUCUGACAACCCACAACACCAAUACCCGUGUCUAUCGUUCUCAUGCAGACCGUGUCAAGAGAAUCGUAACCGAGUCAUCUCCUUAUCUAUUUCUAACGUGCUCAGAGGACGGUGAAGUGCGCCAAUGGGAUUUGCGUCAGCCAUCUUCAGCUUAUCCGGCGCCUCAGGGUGGCCAGGGUUUUAUGGCCUAUCGACCUGGUAUCCAUCAUAAUGAUACCAAUGUCCCGCCCCCUUUGAUAUCAUAUAAACGAUACCAUCUCGACUUGAAUACCAUAUCUUGUUCUGCAAGCCAGCCACACUACAUUGCAUUAGGAGGCGCACAUCUGCAUUGUUUCCUUCAUGAUCGUCGCAUGGUGGGGCGCGAUCUACUUGCUGAGAAGGGCCAAUCAGGUGAUUUUUCUCCCAUAGAAAACAGCCACGGCGACGAAGCUAUGAGCAGCGCAACAAGAUGUGUCCGAAGAUUCGCUCCACGUGGACAGAGAAAAAUGAAAGCCCAAGAUAAUGGCCAUAUUACGGCGUGUAAAAUCAGUGACGCUCGUCCGAACGAAAUCGUAGUAAGCUGGUCCGGUGACCACAUCUAUAGUUUUGACCUGGUCCGCAGUCCCGAUGCCCGGGAAACUGAAACGAAAGAUGCCACGUACAUAAGGUCUAGAACGAGGAAACGUAAGCGUGGGAAUAUCCCCUCCUCGACUUCUCUCAACAGCCCAAAUAGACACCAGUCUCGCAGGAGAUCUGAGGACCUCGGUGUGGACGACCCAGAAGUAUCCAUUCAUAUCCGUUACGGCAAUGGAGAUUCCGAAAACAUUCCUAUUUCAAUGGGCAACGAAUCAUUUUCUAAUGCCCCAGAGGAAGCCAUUGAACGAGCACGCACUUCUGUCCUCAACGAAGCUCAAAAACUUAGCCAUGAAAUCGCCAAGGGGCUGGUUAAAUUACGAAAAGCGCUAUUUUCUAUUGAGGGAUCAAUUCGUGAAACCACCCAAUCAGAGCGGCAUUACGAUAUAGCGUCGUAUGAACCUUCCUUUACUUCGGCACUGGGGCACGCUUGCGACUGUCUCGUUCCGAUGGAUAAGAUUCAAAGAUCGUGGAGAUAUCCCAUGAACCCUACGACGGAUGAUGUCAUUCUACAACAGACUCUUAGACGAAAUCGGGAGUCGACUCGAAGAUUCGUUCAAGCAUCAGGAACUUUGGCUACUUUCUUGGGAGGCCAAAUUGAGGGUUAUGGUGAUGAACCUGAAAAUGUACAGACAGACUUGUUUUCAACCAUCGUUCCUGCGCCAUCGGAGGAUGGAAUGAUUGACACAGAGUCUCAGUUUGGUUAUGAUUUUCUCAAAGCCGUCCUUCUUUGGCUUGGCGGAGGCCGCGAUGCUCUUGUGGAAGGAUUCAAAUUGGGCAACAACUCGCCGCGAAAUCGAAAGCGAUUCCCGAUCCCUGAGCAUGGAGAUGACCGCUCAAUCGAGGAUCAUCUCAUCCCUUACCUUCAAGAUCUAGCUGGAUCUUCUCCUAUUGUGGACGUUGAUGCUUCUCGGUUUGAGCAUGAUGAAGCACGUAUCCUAUUCCUGACACAACAGGACGCUGUCACUGCUUUUGAAAAAGCGGUCCAGCUAUCUUUAGAAGAUUUAGAUGGUGCAGCUGCUUGGGACGAAGAGAAUGAAUUUUCGGAACGUGUUGUACGUGCUUUGAAUGGAAAUGCUGCCAAGAAGUUUUGGGGUCUUCGGGUUGGCCGAGGCUUGCUCAUGAGUGUAGGUGAAGGCAUCAACUUCGAAUUUGUCAACCGUGCAUUUGGCGGUUUGAGAGCGGUUGUAGAAGAGGACGACGAUGAGGAUGACCAACGCGAGCGUAUGCAAGAGGAUAUUGAUCCGGAAGAGGACGAGGAUGUGGUCGAGGAAGUCCGUCUAGUCUCCAACCGACGGAGGGCAAAUCUAGACGGCUCCGAAACGGCGAACGCAAUGUUUUUCGACGGACAUUCGAAUAUCUCCUUACAUGGGAUUGAAGAUAUUGAAAUGGAUGGCAACAACUCUAGCGAGAGUGAUAACGAUGACGACGAUCACGAUAGUGAAGAAAAUGAUGACGAUGAUGAAGAGGGUGAGGAAGAUGAAUACUUUUUCAGACGCGGUAGCUUUCCAACCAGCCGAUUUCGAGAAGGCGUCAAUAUUAACGUUCCAUGCGGCACCCAUGAAAAUAUUUACCGUGGACAUUGCAACAUCAAGACUGUAAAGGAUAUCAAUUAUUAUGGAAUGGAUGAUGAGUAUGUGGUCAGUGGGAGUGAUUCAGGGCAUGUUUUCAUCUGGGACCGGAAAACUGCCAAAUUGGUCAAUAUUCUUGAGGGUGACAGUGAAGUUGUCAACGUUGUACAAGGUCACCCCUAUGAACCGACCCUCGCUGUAUCCGGAAUAGACAACACCAUCAAAAUCUUCUCACCUGACAGACGUUUGCAGUCUGAUGCACGCUACGGUAUCAACAUUUUGAACCCGGACAACCCAGCUAAUAUGUUCGGAAGUCGCCCACGUAAUAGUGCAGGUGGCUCGCAGGUUUUUGGCUUGCGUAGCUGCAAGAGAUUAAAAGAUAGUUACCAAAUAAUGAGCCAGAAUGAUGUAGAUCGACAGGGCGGCAUGAGUGAUGCUUACAUAACGAGAAGCAUGUUGACUCGCCUCGCUCAAUCGCUACGACAACGACAUACGACGGGAGGCACAAAUCCCCCCGUGGACACCGGCGAAGGUACUACUAUAGUGCUCGACGAAAACUGCACUAUUAUGUGAGCUCAGUCCUACCGAUCUGAAUCAAGCCACUCGGUUUUUGGUUGUUAUGGCCGGCAACGCUGGAAUCUGUCCUAUAUUAUCAGGAUAAUUAAUUAUUUGCAUUGAUCUAACUGAUCCUACUAAACAAAGCAUGGCAUGCGUGAAUAACGGAUUUAUUGUGGACUUCUACCGAGGCAGGCUGGAAACUAGGAUUAACAUAUUUGGGAAAGUGAUAGUAUCAAAUUGCAAAACGUGCAUAUAUAAUUUAUUUUGAGUGAGCGAAGGAGCACCUAGUUUCAAUAUCUAUAGAGAAUAAUACCUGGUCUCCUUCAAUGUUCCUUUGGGGAAUAUGUGCUUCCUAUUAGGUUGCUGUACAGCUCUAUAUUGAGAAAUUCCAACCAAUCACAAG
Molecule: messenger RNA, 3621 nt
Organism: Talaromyces proteolyticus
Lineage: Eukaryota; Fungi; Ascomycota; Eurotiomycetes; Eurotiales; Trichocomaceae
Exons: 4
Coding region: 309-3233 (974 amino acids)
Biological process (GO): negative regulation of fatty acid biosynthetic process
Cellular component (GO): cytoplasm; Cul4-RING E3 ubiquitin ligase complex
Molecular function (GO): protein binding
Source: RefSeq, a predicted model, not a curated record